Molecule: messenger RNA, 1025 nt
Organism: Carya illinoinensis
Lineage: Eukaryota; Viridiplantae; Streptophyta; Magnoliopsida; Fagales; Juglandaceae
Product: RNA-binding protein pno1-like
Exons: 3
Coding region: 167-841 (224 amino acids)
Cellular component (GO): nucleolus
Molecular function (GO): RNA binding
Source: RefSeq, a predicted model, not a curated record
GAUUUAUGCUCCAAAAAAGCAAAAAAAUGAUAUAGAUUUAAACACAAACGGUGCCGUUCUUUACUAAACCCUAAAGAAAGUCCUGAACCCUCCUUCCUCCCUCAGUGAUAGGGAGAAUUGGAGAUUUCUGCUUUCUCAUAGGUUUGAAACUUAGCACAAUCACAAAAUGCAGUCCAUUGAAGCGCCCCUCUCCAUGGAUGUUGAAGUAGUUCCUUUCGAACCAAAACCUGAAUCUGGAUCCUUGCCGGCAAAGCCACUAUUUGAACCUUUGAAGGCUCAUGAAAUGUCUGAUGGUCGAGUUCAGUUUCGGAAGGUCAAUGUUCCACCACAUCGGUAUUCACCUCUCAAGAAAUCAUGGAUGGAAAUAUACACUCCAAUAUAUGAGCAGAUGAAGAUCGACAUCCGAAUGAAUCUCAAGGUUCGUAGGGUUGAAUUAAAGACCAGACCCAACACACCUGAUGUUAGUAACCUACAGAAGUGUGCAGAUUUUGUCCAUGCAUUCAUGCUAGGUUUCGAUGUAAUAGAUGCCAUUGCACUUUUACGUUUGGAUGAGCUCUAUGUGGAAUCGUUUGAGAUCAAGGAUGUUAAAACACUCAGAGGAGAGCACUUGUCUCGUGCCAUAGGAAGACUGUCUGGUAAAGGUGGUAAAACAAAAUUUGCAAUUGAAAAUGCAACAAAGACAAGGAUUGUGAUUGCCGACACCAAGAUUCACAUAUUAGGGUCAUAUAGGAACAUUAGAGUUGCAAGGGAUUCUCUCUGCAGCCUUAUUUUGGGAUCUCCUGCCGGAAAAGUAUAUUCGAAACUAAGAACAGUAUCUGCUAGAUUAGCAGAAGGUUUUUGAGGGAGUUUUGUUUUUUGUAGUUUUGAUACCAUGGAAAUCUGUCCCCGGAUGAAAUAUGGAAUUUUGAUAGUUCAUUGCAAGUGUUGAGUAUGAUAUACAAUCAGGUAUCAACAUUCUGUUACGAGGCUUUGCAUUGCCGGCAACCAUUAUAGGUUUUACAUUAUUAAUUGAUGUGUUCCUUUUU